GGCUGUGGCAGAGAGAGGAGAAGUAUAGCCUGACUCCCUCCGUGGUUAAUCUUCCCGGAGCGUUAGCAGCAACGACUAUUCUGAAGAUUAGAUCUGCGUUUCCCAUCACGACUGGAGCAAAGAUUUAAUCAUUCCUCGGUGUACUAAAGCAAAGACGAGUUGUCGAGGUCGGCUGUAGCCAGAUUUGAAGUUAAUCUUCUGAACGUAUCCAUGUUUGCGGAUCAACACCGGCUUGGCGGUGCCCUCAAUUGAGUGUGCGCACAGGGGAGACGCUCGCAGCACUGUUCCAAGUAUACGCUGCCAACGAUGAAAGAGGAGAUACAUUGUUUUCGGGACUAUCUGAAAUGGGGAGUCAAAAACUGCUAACACAAAUGAUAUUCUAGAAUUGGAAAACGGGUCUCAUUCUGAGUUUUAUAAGGAACUAUUCCAAAAGGAGAAAAGUCGUGUUUUUAUUUCUCUCAACAAUAAUGUAUAAGAGGAAAACUGUGGGUCGGAUGUCGAUUUCUGUUUGAUACGGAUACGGAGAAGUGGCAAGAUAUCAGCAUGAAUUAAAAGCAGAAAGAAAGAAAAGGCAGACAUCAAUGUUCAUUUUUAUUUUGGAGCGAGUACCAUGGCGAAAAGGAAGGGACUGUUGUUUUCGCUGCUUUACUUGAUGGCAGAGUUUUGGCUGAGUUGGCAGCAAGUCCUUAGAAUCGGGGGUAUCUUUGAGACCCUUGAGAAUGAGCCCAUUAGUGUGGAGGAGCUGGCCUUUAAAUUCGCUGCGACAAACAUCAACAGGAACCGGACCUUAAUGCCCAACACCACACUGACCUACGACAUCCAGAGAAUCAACCUAUUCGACAGCUUCGAAGCCUCCAGAAGAGCCUGUGACCAGUUGGCUCUGGGUGUCGGGGCGGUGUUUGGCCCCUCUCACAGCUCCUCCGUCAGUGCUGUCCAGUCCAUCUGCAAUGCUCUGGAGGUACCCCAUAUUCAGACCCGGUGGAAACACCCCUCUGUGGACAACAAGGACAGCUUCUACAUCAACCUGUACCCAGAGUAUGCCUCCAUCAGCAGAGCAAUACUGGACAUCGUACAGUACUACAAGUGGAAGACAGUCACUGUGGUUUACGAGGAUGCAACUGGGUUAAUUCGUCUUCAGGAGCUGAUCAAAGCUCCGUCCAGGUACAGCAUCAAGAUUAAGAUUCGCCAGCUGCCGACGGAGAGUAAAGACGCCCGGCCGUUACUAAAGGAGAUGAAGAAGGGGAAAGAGUUCUAUGUUAUCUUCGACUGUUCCUACCAGACCUCCGCAGACGUACUCAAACAGAUCAUGUCCAUGGGGAUGAUGACUGAGUAUUACCACUUCUUCUUCACUACUCUGGACCUAUUUGCUCUGGACCUGGAGCCGUACAGGUACAGCGGUGUGAACAUGACCGGGUUCCGCCUCCUCAACAUAGACAACCCCCAGGUCGCCUCCGUGGUUGACAAGUGGUCCAUGGAGCGCCAGCAAGCCCCGCCCAAACCAGAGACGGGCAUGCUGGAUGGCAUGAUGACGACUGAGGCAGCGUUGAUGUAUGAUGCUGUGUACAUGGUGGCAGCAGCCUCCCAGCUCUCCACUCAGAUCACUGUCAGCUCACUGCAGUGCCACAGACACAAACCCUGGCGCUUCGGAGCACGAUUCAUGAACAUGUUCAAAGAGGCGACGUGGAACGGUUUGACAGGACAGAUCAUUAUAAACAAGACAGACGGUUUGAGGAAAGACUUUGACCUGGACGUCAUCAGUCUGAAGGAAGACGGCUUGGAGAAGACGAUCGGGGGCAAUAGCCACCUCAAUAAAGUGUGGAAAAAGAUUGGAUUGUGGAACUCCAACAACGGCCUUAACCUUACCGAAAGUCUGAAGGAUACGGGGACUAACAUCACAGAUUCCAUGGCCAACAGGACUCUGGUCGUCACCACUAUCCUGGAAAACCCUUACGUCAUGUACAAGAAGUCUGACAAGCCUCUGUACGGUAACGACCGGUUCGAAGGUUACUGCCUGGACCUACUGAAGGAGCUGUCCAACAUCCUGGGAUUUGCCUACGAGGUUAAACUGGUAUCUGACGGGAAGUAUGGAGCUCAAAACGAUAAGGGAGAAUGGAACGGCAUGGUGCGGGAACUCAUAGACCAUGUAGCAGACCUGGCUGUGGCUCCUCUGACCAUCACCUAUGUGAGGGAGAAGGUGAUAGACUUCUCUAAACCCUUUAUGACCCUGGGAAUCAGUAUCCUGUACCACAAACCCAACGGCACCAACCCCGGAGUGUUCUCCUUCCUCAACCCCCUGUCUCCUGACAUCUGGAUGUACGUACUACUGGCCUGCCUCGGAGUCAGCUGUGUCCUGUUUGUCAUCGCCAGGUUUACCCCCUAUGAGUGGUACAACCCUCACCCCUGUAACCCUGACUCUGACGUGGUGGAGAACAACUUCACUCUCAUCAACUCUGUCUGGUUUGGGGUGGGAGCUCUGAUGCAGCAAGGAUCUGAGCUGAUGCCUAAAGCCCUGUCUACGAGGAUAGUAGGAGGCAUCUGGUGGUUCUUCACCCUCAUCAUCAUCUCCUCUUACACGGCCAACCUGGCUGCCUUCCUCACCGUGGAGAGGAUGGACUCUCCCAUCGACUCGGCUGACGACCUGGCCAAGCAGACUAAGAUCGAGUAUGGAGCUGUGAGGGACGGAUCAACCAUGACCUUCUUCAAGAAAUCCAAGAUCUCCACCUAUGAGAAGAUGUGGGCGUUUAUGAGCAGCAGGAAGAACACAGCUCUGGUGAAGAACAACAGAGAGGGGAUCCAGAGAGUCAUGACCACAGACUACGCUCUCCUCAUGGAGUCCACCAGCAUAGAGUACAUCAGUCAGAGGAACUGUAACCUCACGCAGAUCGGAGGCCUCAUAGACUCUAAGGGCUACGGCGUAGGCACUCCCAUAGGCUCCCCCUACAGAGACAAGGUGACCAUCGCCAUCCUGCAGCUCCAGGAAGAAGGGAAGCUCCACAUGAUGAAGGAGAAGUGGUGGAGAGGGAACGGUUGUCCUGAGGAGGACAGUAAGGAGGCCAGCGCCUUGGGAGUGGAGAACAUCGGUGGCAUUUUCAUAGUGCUGGCAGCCGGACUGGUUCUCUCUGUGUUUGUAGCUAUCGGAGAGUUCAUUUACAAAUCCAGGAAAAACUUGGACAUAGAGGAGGUGAGUGUAGGGCAGUGUGAGUGGCAUCAUAAGUACUAACAGAAAAAAAGGUGCUCCAAGACUGUUAUUAUGGACCUUCUACAUAGAGUAGGUUGCUGUGGACCUUAUACACACAGUCAGUCAGUUGCUAUGGACAUUAUACAAUUCACACAGUCAGUCAGUUACUAUGGACAUUAUACAAUACACACAGUCAGUCAGUUGCUAUGAACAUUAUACAAUACACACAGUCAGUCAGUUGCUAUGGACAUUAUACAAUACACACAGUCAGUCUGUUGCUAUGGACAUUAUACAAUACACACAGUCAGUCAGUUGCUAUGGACAUUAUACAAUACACACAGUCAGUCUGUUGCGAUGGACAUUAUACAAUACACACAGUCAGUCAGUUGCUAUGGACAUUAUACAAUACACACAGUCAGUCAGUUGCUAUGGACAUUAUACAAUACACACAGUCAGUCAGUUGCUAUGGACAUUAUACAAUACACACAGUCAGUCAGUUGCUAUGGACAUUAUACAAUACACACAGUCAGUCAGUUGCUAUGGACAUUAUACAAUACACACAGUCAGUCAGUUGCUAUGGACAUUAUACAAUACACACAGUCAGUCUGUUGCGAUGGACAUUAUACAAUACACACAGUCAGUCAGUUGCUAUGGACAUUAUACAAUACACACAGUCAGUCAGUUGCUAUGGACAUUAUACAAUACACACAGUCAGUCAGUUGCUAUGGACAUUAUACAAUACACACAGUCAGUCUGUUGCGAUGGACAUUAUACAAUACACACAGUCAGUCAGUUGCUAUGGACAUUAUACAAUACACACAGUCAGUCAGUUGCUAUGGACAUUAUACGAUACACACAGUCAGUCAGUUGCUAUGGACAUUAUACAAUACACACAGUCAGUCAGUUGCUAUGGACAUUAUACAGCACAUAGAGUUAUACCGUUGUUACUGACCUUGUAUAAACACAGUCAGUCAGUCAGUCAGUUGCUGUGGACUUUAUACAUUACAGUACACCCAUUCAGACUGUUAUGGACUGUACACACAGUCAGUUGCUAUGGACCGUACACACAGUCGGUUGCUAUGGACCGUACACAGAGUCGGUUGCUAUGGACCGUACACACAGUCGGUUGCUAUGGACCGUACACACAGUCGGUUGCUAUGGACCGUACACAGAGUCGGUUGCUAUGGACCGUACACACAGUCGGUUGCUAUGGACCGUACACACAGUCGGUUGCUAUGGACCGUACACACAGUCGGUUGCUAUGGACCGUACAGUCGGUUGCUAUGGACCGUACACACAGUCUGUUGCUAUGGACCGUAUACACAGUCAGUUCCUAUGGACCUUAAACACACAAAGUUAGUUGCUUUUAUGAAUGUUGUUUUCUCGUCAAAGGACAGCUUUUUUAAAAUCAGGACAACUUGUUUCAUCAGGCCAACAGUUUGGAUUUGGGGAACGGCAGUGCAACAAUCACACACAAAUGACUUUAUUGUAGAGUAGGCCUAGUGUUUGACGUACUUUUGAUUUAGAUAAAAAAUGAACAUUUUAUUCCUUUAUUGGCACAAUAUCUUAUUUAUAACGAGAGUCGGUUGGGUUUAAGGGAGGCACACCACUUGACUGUCUUGGCCUUGCUGUUUCUGUGUGAAAAUGUAUUAUUUUGUGUCAUGACAUGAUACUGUAGGUAAGUGAUGAAGAUAUAAGAUUUCACUGGAGGUUAAUACGCACCAUUACUGAUCUAUAACUUGUUAAUUACAUUUGCUGAUCUAUAACUUAUUGAUUACAUUUAACUAAUGAUUAGGUUUGAGGAUAUCAUGUUUUGCUUGCAAAUGUUUGCAAAUUUACAUCCAGGUAUUUGUACAGCAUAACGUAACAGUAUUGCUUCUUCUGACCACCUUUGCUUGUAUUCAUAUAUAUGAAAAUAUCUGAAUGAUUGUAUGUACAUGUGAGUGAGGUUUUUCCGAAUCAUUUAUGGAUGAGAUGCGCCUUGAGACUUUAUUCAUUGAGUUGCUUUCAUUCUUUGCUUUUUGUAUCAUUUGACGUUCAUGAAAAUGCAUGUAAAAGUUGUCAUGUUGGUUUUGUUUAUGAACGACUAAAGUUAUGUGGAGAACAUGA
Molecule: messenger RNA, 5287 nt
Organism: Oncorhynchus keta (chum salmon)
Lineage: Eukaryota; Metazoa; Chordata; Actinopteri; Salmoniformes; Salmonidae
Product: glutamate receptor ionotropic, kainate 1
Exons: 17
Coding region: 611-3220 (869 amino acids)
Biological process (GO): synaptic transmission, glutamatergic; modulation of chemical synaptic transmission; monoatomic ion transport
Cellular component (GO): presynaptic membrane; plasma membrane; postsynaptic membrane
Molecular function (GO): kainate selective glutamate receptor activity; transmitter-gated monoatomic ion channel activity involved in regulation of postsynaptic membrane potential
Source: RefSeq, a predicted model, not a curated record